Molecule: messenger RNA, 2581 nt
Organism: Hemiscyllium ocellatum (epaulette shark)
Lineage: Eukaryota; Metazoa; Chordata; Chondrichthyes; Orectolobiformes; Hemiscylliidae
Product: calpain-1 catalytic subunit-like
Exons: 22
Coding region: 150-2261 (703 amino acids)
Biological process (GO): proteolysis
Cellular component (GO): cytoplasm
Molecular function (GO): calcium-dependent cysteine-type endopeptidase activity; calcium ion binding
Source: RefSeq, a predicted model, not a curated record
UGCGCAGUGCGCGUGCCCGCCGCGCCUGGGAGUGGCGGAGGCGCGCUCCGGGUGUGUGUAAACCGAGAGAGAUCGGUGCGGGGAGAGUGGGGCUGCUGGCCGAGUCGGUGUUUAUCCACGUGCAGGCUGCAGACUGAGCUGAUGUGAGGAUGCACUCAGGCUUCGCAGCGAGAGUUUACAAACAGAGGCAGAAACAGCUGGGGGCAGGCAGACACGACCAGGCCUUCAAGUACCUCGGGCAGGAUUACGAGAGGCUCCGUGAUGACUACCUCGCCCGAGGGGGUCUGUUCGAGGAUCCGCAUUUCCCUGCAGGCUCCACCAGCAUUGGGUAUAAAGAGCUAGGCCCGCACUCCUCCAAAACGUACGGCAUCUGCUGGAAAAGGCCAAAGGAAAUAUGUUCCAACCCACAGUUCAUCGUGGAUGGAGCGACACGCACUGACAUUUGUCAGGGAGGUUUGGGUGACUGCUGGCUGUUGGCAGCCAUCGCCUCCCUGACUCUGAACGAGAAGAUCCUCCAUCGAGUGGUACCCCACGGCCAGAGCUUCCAGCAUGGCUACUGCGGGAUCUUCCAUUUCCAGUUCUGGCAGUUUGGUGAAUGGGUGGAAGUGGUGAUCGAUGACCGACUCCCGGUAAAAGAUGGAAAGCUGGUGUUUGUGCACUCGGCGGCUAGGAAUGAGUUCUGGAGUGCCCUCCUGGAGAAAGCCUACGCCAAAUUAAAUGGUUCUUAUGAAGCUCUCUCGGGAGGUAGUACAUCUGAAGGUUUUGAAGAUUUCACGGGAGGAGUGACAGAAAUGUAUGACCUUCGGAAAUCGCCCCAUGACCUUUACCAAAUUAUCGAGAAGGCUCUGGAACGUGGUUCACUCAUGGGCUGCUCCAUUGAUAUCACCAGCCAGUUCGACAUGGAGGCUGUGACGUUCAAGAAGCUGGUCAAAGGUCAUGCUUACUCCCUUACUGGUGCCCGAGAGGUACAUGCCCGGGGAGGUUUGGCUAAACUAGUGCGAUUGCGAAAUCCCUGGGGGGAGGUGGAGUGGACUGGAGCCUGGAGUGACAGGUCGAGUGAAUGGAACAGUGUGGACCCCUCGGACUGCAGCUCGAUGAGAAUAAAGUUGGAGGACGGCGAGUUCUGGAUGUCCUUUGCUGACUUUCUCAGAGAAUUCAACCGCUUGGAAAUUUGCAACCUGACGCCGGAUACUCUGAAAUCGGAAACGAUCUGCAAUUGGAGCACCUCUCUGUACGAGGGCUCCUGGAGGCGUGGGAGCACCGCUGGAGGCUGCCGGAAUUAUCCAGCCACGUUCUGGAUCAACCCCCAGUUUAAGAUUGAACUGAAGGAAGAGGAUGACGACCGGGUGGGAACAGAACCCGGCUGCAGCUUCCUGGUUGCCCUGAUGCAGAAAGAUCGCCGCAAACUCCGCACCGCGGGCAGGGACAUGGAGACCAUCGGCUUUGCCAUCUACGAGGUCCCCCCUGAGUACACCGGACGCUCGGCUGUUCACCUGAAGCGGGAUUUUUUCCUGACGCACGGCUCGCAAGCUCGUUCCGAAAUGUUCAUCAACCUCCGAGAGGUCAGUAGCCGCUUCAAGCUGCCUGCCGGAGAGUACAUCAUCGUCCCCUCGACCUUUGAACCCAACAAAGAGGCCGACUUCUGCCUGAGGGUGUUUUCUGAGAAGCGCUCUCACUCUGAGGAACUCGAUGAUGAAAUCAGUGCUGACCUCGGACAGGAGGAGGAAGUACCUGAACACGCAAUUGAUGAAAAAUUCAAGAGUCUCUUCAGGCAGUUGGCUGGAGCGGACAUGCAGAUCACAGUGACGGAGCUCCAGACAAUCCUUAACCGUGUGGUAGGAAAACACCAAGACCUGAAGACCGAUGGUUUUAGUCUGGAUUCCUGUCGAUGUAUGAUCAAUCUCAUGGAUCGAGACGGGAACGCCAGGCUGGGCCUGACCGAGUUCAACGUGUUGUGGAACAAGAUUCGCAAGUGGCUGGGAGUUUUUCGACAGUUUGAUCUGGAUAAGUCCGGCAGCAUGAACGCCUACGAGAUGAGGCUAGCGUUGGAGUCUGCAGGGUUUAAACUGAACAAUCACAUGCACAACCUGCUCAUCACACGCUACGCGGAGCCUGACCUUUCUGUCAACUUUGAUAACUUCAUCUGCUGUUUAAUCCGCUUGGAGAGCAUGUACAGAUCCUUUGUGAUGCUGGAUACAGACCGAGAUGGUAUUGUCACUUUUGAUGUGUAUCAGUGGCUGAUGCUGACCAUGUUUACUUGAGAUCGAUGCUGUGAAGUCUUGCCUCCUCCUCCUGCUGCUACGCCCCACAUGUGUGCUUCCCACACCAAGUGCCUUCCGCUGCGUAGACGGUGGACACCAGCCUUGUCCCAUGUCUUACCAACGUCCCUCGCAUCCCUCCCCCACCAGCAAACACCCCUCCCAGCUGCAGCUACGUUUUAUCUUGGAUUCGGAGCCAGGUUUCCGGGUGCUGUUUUAUGACUGUGUACGUGUCUGUUUUUUUUAAUUAUUAUUUCCAAAGGGGCUGCCAAACCUUUUACAGGAAACUUAAAUAAAACGUAUCGACAGAAUUAAAAAUGCAA